CGGAGCCAGGUCGGAUCCGGGGCCCAGGUUGGGUCUGGGUCCGGGGAUUGGACCUAGUCCCCGCCUGAGGCGCCUGGACUUUCCUUCCCGGAGUUUCCCGAGCCGCCCGCGGAGGCGGCCCAGCCCCGGAUUCCAAACCCGGCGCGCCGCAAAAAUAGCCCGUGGCCGGAUUAGCACGUCCCAGUGGAUUUACUAAGCUGGACAGCUCGGCUCCAACCCCCGCCCAACAGCUGAGGGUCCUGGGAGCUGGAGGGCUCGGAGUCCGGGGUUGUCCCCGGCUCCUCUGAGCUACACCCUCCCCCCCUUACGUUUUCCUUCCCGGCCACCACUAGUGGGUGGUGUCUUCAAGUCGAAACUCCAGCUCAGAGGGUGGGACUUCUCAGGAUCAUCCCUGUCCCAGCCGUGCUCCUUGGGGAUGGGAUCAUAGCAGCACUUACAGCAGUGGUUGUGGAGCUAGGGGUGAGGACUGACCCGUCUCUCCCAUCUGUAAACACUGAAACUGCAGGGCUCUGCGAGCUACUACCAAAGACCUCCCCUCGCUCCCAACCUGUGCUCGGUGGCCAAGAGGUGCAGGCCAGGGCUGAACCGAGACCUCUACAGGGUGCCUUGAAACAGGCCCACUUCGCUGCAUCUGGAACCAUGAGCGAGGCCCGCAGAGAUAGCACUAGCAGCCUGCAGCGAAAGAAGCCGCCCUGGCUGAAGCUGGACAUUCCAGCUGUGGCACCUCCAGUGGCUGAGGAACCCAGCUUCCUGCAGCCCCUGAGACGCCAGGCUUUCUUGAGGAGUGUGAGUAUGCCAGCUGAGACGGCCCACGUCCCUUCGCCCUACUAUGAGCCCCGCCGGCCAGUGCUGCAGCGCCAGACGUCUAUCACGCAGACCAUCCGCAGGGGCACAGCUGACUGGUUUGGAGUGAGCAAGGACAGUGACAGCACCCAGAAAUGGCAGCGCAAGAGCAUCCGUCACUGCAGCCAGCGCUAUGGGAAGCUGAAGCCCCAGGUCAUCCGGGAGCUAGACCUGCCUAGCCAGGACAAUGUGUCGCUGACCAGCACUGAGACACCUCCUCCACUGUAUGUGGGGCCCUGCCAGCUGGGUAUGCAAAAGAUCAUAGACCCCUUGGCCCGGGGCCGGGCCUUCCGCAUGGCGGAUGACACCGCCGAUGGCCUGAGUACCCCGCACACGCCCGUCACGCCGGGUGCUGCCUCCCUCUGCUCCUUCUCCAGCUCCCGCUCGGGUUUUAACCGGCUUCCGCGGAGGCGCAAGCGUGAGUCUGUGGCCAAGAUGAGCUUCCGGGCGGCUGCAGCGCUGGUGAAGGGCCGCUCGGUUAGGGAUGGUACAUUGCGCCGGGUGCAGCGCCGAAGCUUCACUCCCGCCAGCUUCCUGGAGGAGGACACUGUGGACUUCCCCGAUGAGCUGGACACAUCUUUCUUUGCCCGGGAAGGUGUCCUUCAUGAGGAGCUGUCCACAUACCAAGACGAGGUGUUCGAGACCCCAUCGGAGGCGGCGCUCAAGGACUGGGAGAAAGCCCCGGAACAAGGGGACCUCACGGGUGGGGCCCUGGAUCGCACAGAACUGGAGCGCAGCCACCUGAUGCUGCCCCUGGAACGUGGCUGGCGGAAGCAGAAGGAGGGUGGCGCCGCAGCCCCGCAGCCCAAGGUGCGGCUGCGCCAGGAGGUAGUGAGCGCGGCUGGGCAGCGGCGGGGCCAGCGCAUUGCAAUGCCGGUGCGCAAGUUCUUUGCUAGGGAGAAGCGGCCGUACGGACUGGGCAUGGUGGGCCGGCUAACCAACCGCACUUACCGCAAGCGAAUUGAUAGCUAUGUCAAACGCCAGAUCGAGGACAUGGACGACCACAGGCCCUUCUUCACCUACUGGCUCACCUUUGUGCACUCGCUCGUCACCAUUCUAGCCGUGUGCAUCUAUGGCAUCGCACCCGUAGGCUUCUCGCAGCAUGAGACUGUGGACUCGGUGCUGCGGAACCGCGGGGUCUAUGAGAAUGUCAAGUACGUUCAGCAAGAGAACUUCUGGAUUGGGCCCAGCUCGGAGGCUCUCAUUCACCUGGGUGCCAAGUUCUCACCCUGCAUGCGCCAGGAUCCGCAGGUGCAUAGUUUCAUCCGUGCCUCGCGGGAGCGUGAGAAGCACUCAGCCUGCUGCGUUCGCAAUGACCGGUCUGGCUGCGUGCAGACCUCGGAGGAGGAGUGCUCGUCCACGCUGGCAGUGUGGGUGAAGUGGCCCUUUCAUCCCAGUGCCCCAGACCUUGCUGGCCACAAGAGGCAGUUUGGUUCUGUCUGCCACCAGGACCCCAGGGUAUGUGAUGAGCCCUCCUCUGAGGACCCUCAUGAGUGGCCAGAUGACAUCACCAAGUGGCCGAUCUGCACCAAAAACAGUGCUGGGAACCAUACCAACCAUCCUCACAUGGACUGUGUCAUCACAGGCCGGCCCUGUUGCAUUGGCACCAAGGGCAGGUGUGAGAUCACCUCUCGGGAGUACUGUGACUUCAUGAGGGGCUACUUCCACGAGGAGGCCACACUCUGCUCUCAGGUGCACUGCAUGGAUGACGUGUGCGGGCUCCUGCCCUUCCUCAACCCCGAGGUGCCUGAUCAGUUCUACCGCCUCUGGCUGUCCCUCUUCUUACACGCUGGCAUCCUGCACUGCCUGGUGUCCGUCUGCUUCCAGAUGACCGUCCUGCGGGACCUGGAGAAGCUGGCAGGCUGGCACCGAAUAGCCAUCAUUUACCUGCUGAGUGGCGUCACCGGUAACCUAGCUAGUGCCAUUUUCCUGCCGUACCGGGCAGAGGUGGGCCCGGCUGGCUCGCAGUUCGGCAUCUUGGCGUGCCUCUUCGUGGAGCUCUUCCAGAGCUGGCAGAUCCUGGCUCGGCCCUGGCGUGCCUUCUUCAAGCUGCUGGCGGUGGUGCUCUUCCUCUUCACCUUUGGGCUGCUGCCCUGGAUCGACAACUUCGCCCACAUCUCUGGCUUCGUCAGUGGUCUCUUCCUCUCCUUUGCCUUCUUGCCCUACAUCAGCUUCGGCAGGUUUGACCUGUACCGCAAGCGCUGCCAGAUCAUCGUCUUCCAGGCCAUCUUCCUGGGCCUCCUGGCUGGCCUGGUGGUCCUCUUCUAUUUUUACCCUGUCCGCUGUGAGUGGUGUGAGUUCCUCACUUGCAUCCCCUUCACUGAUAAGUUCUGUGAGAAGUAUGAGCUCGAUGCCCAGCUCCACUGAGCUGGCGGGGGUGCUGAGGCCACAUGCUCCAAUAGGCCAGAGCCGGGCAGACUGUCCACUCCGAGCCUCACAGGCCACGGGACUCUGCCUGCCAGCCCUGGGAGGAGUCCUGCCCAUUUGUCGGACACACACCUCUUGUGCCUUGUUCACUGCUGUUGAACCUCUCAUACUUCGGGGCAUUUAUUACACUAGUUCCCUUGAUUACCUUCUAACUAGUCUCUUGACGACCACCUCAUGUGGCCAAUAAAUGGACUGGGAGCGUUUUAGCUGCCACUAACUUGA
This is a messenger RNA of Pteropus alecto (black flying fox), 3492 nucleotides long. It is a transcript of the gene RHBDF1, whose product is annotated as rhomboid 5 homolog 1. Gene Ontology annotation, biological process: regulation of epidermal growth factor receptor signaling pathway; regulation of protein secretion. Lineage: Eukaryota; Metazoa; Chordata; Mammalia; Chiroptera; Pteropodidae. The record is from RefSeq and is a predicted model, not a curated record. Gene Ontology annotation, cellular component: endoplasmic reticulum membrane. Gene Ontology annotation, molecular function: serine-type endopeptidase activity. The transcript has 18 exons. The coding region runs from base 640 to 3210 and encodes 856 amino acids.